UGAUGACCCUGUUAUGAAACAAUUUAUACUUCACCUUGAUGAAACACUGAAAUUGGGCUCGAGGUUUGUGUUGGUGGAUCUUGAUGAAUGUCAUCUGUUUGUGCAGCCUGAAGUCUAUGACAGUUUAAAGAAUCUCAUUGAUGAACAGUAUGAGAAGGUCUAUUAUAACCAGAAGAGCAGCUUAGAAUAAAUCAUCACCGUCAUCAUGGCAACUCGAGAAUCAGGUCGUUUGAAGGAUGGAUCCUCACGGCGCAUCCUGGAUGAAGCUGCGCGUCGCCGCAGGGCCCGGAAAGCACUGGAGGCACUUGAACAAGACAAUUUCCAUGAUGACCCCCAUGCAAAUCUUGUUAUGAGCAAAAAAGCACCAAAAUUUGAUGAAUCAUUGGAUGGCAGUAGAAACAAGGAUCGCAAAAGACGAACUCGGAGCACUGAAUACUUUAAGCAGCGGUUUCGUAAGAACUUCCCGAUCUUACUGGAAGAAGAGCAGUCUCUCUAUCCAGAUGGACCCAACUAUCUAACAGUGCAAGCACCCGCCUCAAAACUCCCUGAACGUAAACUUUGCGCUGUGUGUGGUUUCCCAGCUCCCUACACCUGCAUUCCAUGUGGAUCACGAUACUGCUGCACAAAAUGUCUUUCUACUCAUGAAGAUACUCGGUGCCUAAAGUAUACAGCCUAACGAUUGAAAAAAACUGAAAAAUGGCACAUGUUUGACUACCAACCAUAUAUUUGCAAUUGUUAGUUAUUCAUUAUAAUAUAUAAAUUGGGUGUUGUUUUAUUGAAAUGGUCAAUCUUUUUAACAAUGGAAAUAAAAUGCAUAUUUCUCCCCCCCAAUUUUUUUUUUUUUUUUUUUCGAUGAAACUUUGAUGUUUUUGCAUUGUGAUUUUUUUUCUUUCUUUCUGAGAGUGAAUCAGUUUUCUAAAAUGUGAAUAUCAAAAUCUUUUAGAAUAAUUAUGAAUAACAGCAGUACAGUACCUUCAAAAUGUAAUAUGAAAUGUUACUAUGAAUAUCUUUUAGUUACUUAAUUGUUCUUUGCUUGACAUUAUUAGCAUAGACUUGGUUAGCCAGAAGAGAACCUUCAUACUACCAUUAUUAUUAUUAUUAAUAUAUUAUUAUUUUUUGUUCAUCAGCAAGUUAAAAGAAAAUAUUGUGAACUUCACAUUGUUUGUUUUCAUAUUGCAUGAAAUGCAAGGACAGAUAGGCAUAUUUGAUAUUAUCAUGGCAUCAAAUUAUGUAAUGUUUAUUUUUACAAGGAAUAUGAAUAAAACAGUGGCUUUCCCUAAA
This is a messenger RNA of Penaeus indicus, 1281 nucleotides long. Its product is annotated as zinc finger HIT domain-containing protein 1-like. Gene Ontology annotation, cellular component: Swr1 complex. Gene Ontology annotation, biological process: chromatin remodeling. The record is from RefSeq and is a predicted model, not a curated record. The transcript has 4 exons. Lineage: Eukaryota; Metazoa; Arthropoda; Malacostraca; Decapoda; Penaeidae. The coding region runs from base 206 to 676 and encodes 156 amino acids. Gene Ontology annotation, molecular function: nucleosome binding.